AUGACCUUUCAUCGUUUGCCAAAUGAGUUGCUCCUAUCUGUCAUGAAAUACUUAACACUGCAGAAGGACACGAAUUCUUUCGCUCGAGCUAAUGUCCGUCUCUACAAUCUUCUCAACGCAUAUCUCUAUGGAUACAAUGUGGAGCAAAAUCAAAGCUCCGCUCUUCUGUGGGCUGCAAAGAACGGACAGGAGGACACAGCCAAGACAUCCAUAGCAGAAGGAGCCAAUAUUCGACUUGUUUCUGAAGCCGAUUGGACGCCGCUUUCAUGGGCGGCCUUUUAUGGGAACGAGACGGUCGUUAAGUUACUUCUCGUAACGGAUAGCGUCGAUCCAGAUUCUAGAAUUUUCAAAAAACAGACUCCGCUAUCGAUGGCGGCGUGGAACAGUCAUGGGGAGGUAGUAAAGCUACUUCUUGCAACACAGAGCGUUCAAUUAGACUCCAAAAUCUCAACGGAAGAGACCCCGCUAUCUUUAGCGGCAUACAGAGGACAUAAAGAGGUAGUCAAGAUGCUACUUGCGACUGGCGGCGUCGACCCAUGCGCUUAG
This is a messenger RNA of Penicillium odoratum, 546 nucleotides long. RefSeq names its product ankyrin repeat domain-containing protein. The record is from RefSeq and is a predicted model, not a curated record. Gene Ontology annotation, molecular function: RNA polymerase II-specific DNA-binding transcription factor binding. Gene Ontology annotation, biological process: regulation of transcription by RNA polymerase II. The coding region runs from base 1 to 546 and encodes 181 amino acids. NCBI's taxonomy places the organism in Eukaryota, Fungi, Ascomycota, Eurotiomycetes, Eurotiales, Aspergillaceae. Gene Ontology annotation, cellular component: nucleus. The transcript has a single exon.